This is a messenger RNA of Pyrus x bretschneideri (Chinese white pear), 850 nucleotides long. RefSeq names its product very-long-chain (3R)-3-hydroxyacyl-CoA dehydratase PASTICCINO 2A. Gene Ontology annotation, biological process: fatty acid elongation; very long-chain fatty acid biosynthetic process; sphingolipid biosynthetic process. The coding region runs from base 92 to 757 and encodes 221 amino acids. Gene Ontology annotation, cellular component: endoplasmic reticulum membrane. The transcript is spliced from 9 exons. NCBI's taxonomy places the organism in Eukaryota, Viridiplantae, Streptophyta, Magnoliopsida, Rosales, Rosaceae. Gene Ontology annotation, molecular function: 3-hydroxyacyl-CoA dehydratase activity. The record is from RefSeq and is a predicted model, not a curated record.
UACUCCUCAUUUAUUAUUAUUCUUCUUCCCAUCGUUCUCUCGCUCUCUAUAAUUGCUGUCUAGGCUCGUAGAUCUGCCUUAGACAUCAGUCAUGGCGGUAGUAUUAUCGGCUCUCAGGCGCCUAUACCUUUCCCUCUACAACUGGACUGUCUUCCUCGGAUGGUUUCAGGUACUGUAUCUUGCUCUCAAGACUCUCAAUGAAUCCGGCCACCAACAUGUCUACAGUGCCGUCGAACGCCCUCUGCUUCUUGCCCAAUCCGCUGCCGUUUUGGAGAUUCUUCAUGGGCUAGUGGGUUUGGUGAGAUCUCCAAUAACAGCAACACUGCCGCAAAUCGGUUCGAGAUUGUAUCUGACAUGGGGAAUCCUGUGGAGUUUUCCUGAGACUCGGAGUCAUAUGCUUGUUAGCUCUUUGGUCAUCAGCUGGUCUAUCACUGAGAUUAUUCGAUACUCUUUCUUUGGUAUGAAGGAGGCACUUGGUUUUGCACCUUCAUGGCUCUUGUGGCUGAGGUAUAGCACCUUCAUCUUGUUGUAUCCAACUGGCAUCACAAGUGAAGUUGGUCUAAUAUAUAUUGCCCUGCCACACAUUAAGAACUCUGAGAAGUAUUCUAUACGGAUGCCAAACAAGUGGAACUUCUCUUUCGAUUACUUCUAUGCUGCAAUUGUUGCACUAGGAAUCUAUGUCCCAGGGAGUCCUCACAUGUACGGGUAUAUGCUUGGACAGAGGAAGAAAGCUCUUGCAAAAGCCAAAGGGGAGUAGACAGCAACAAAGUUUCAAUGUAUUUCUCAUGAUGAUUAAUCAUACGGUUGUUGUAAGAUGGAAUUUUAUUCUUAAAAAGGUUUUCAGCCAGAA